Molecule: messenger RNA, 2316 nt
Organism: Nyctereutes procyonoides (raccoon dog)
Lineage: Eukaryota; Metazoa; Chordata; Mammalia; Carnivora; Canidae
Gene: SLC7A14
Product: solute carrier family 7 member 14
Exons: 7
Coding region: 1-2316 (771 amino acids)
Biological process (GO): amino acid transport; transmembrane transport
Cellular component (GO): plasma membrane
Molecular function (GO): amino acid transmembrane transporter activity
Source: RefSeq, a predicted model, not a curated record
AUGAGUGGCUUCCUUGCCUCCCUGGACCCCCGGCGGGUUCAGUGGGGGGCCGCCUGGUAUGCCAUGCACUCCAGGAUCCUGCGCACCAAACCAGUGGAGUCUAUGCUUGAGGGAACUGGGGCUACCACAGCCCAUGGCACCAAACUAGCCCAGGUGCUCACCACCAUGGACCUCAUCUCACUUGGCGUUGGCAGCUGUGUGGGCACUGGGAUGUACGUGGUGUCUGGUCUGGUAGCCAAGGAAAUGGCAGGACCUGGUGUCAUUGUGUCCUUCAUCAUUGCAGCCGUGGCAUCCAUAUUAUCAGGUGUCUGCUACGCAGAGUUUGGAGUCCGAGUCCCCAAGACCACAGGAUCAGCCUACACCUACAGCUACGUCACUGUCGGGGAAUUUGUGGCAUUUUUCAUUGGCUGGAACCUGAUCCUGGAGUACCUGAUUGGCACUGCAGCUGGUGCCAGUGCUCUGAGUAGCAUGUUUGACUCCUUAGCAAACCACACCAUUAGCCGCUGGAUGGUGGACAGCGUGGGAACUCUCAACGGCCUGGGGAAAGGUGAAGAAUCAUACCCUGACCUUCUGGCUCUAGUGAUUGCAGUCAUCGUCACCAUUAUUGUUGCGCUGGGGGUGAAGAAUUCUGUGGGCUUCAACAACGUCCUCAACGUGCUGAACCUGGCAGUGUGGGUGUUCAUCAUGAUUACAGGCCUCUUCUUCAUCAAUGGGAAAUACUGGGCUGAGGGCCAGUUCUUGCCCCAUGGCUGGUCAGGGGUGCUGCAAGGAGCAGCCACGUGUUUCUAUGCUUUCAUUGGCUUUGACAUCAUCGCCACCACCGGAGAGGAAGCCAAGAAUCCAAACACGUCCAUCCCAUAUGCCAUCACCGCCUCCCUGGUCAUCUGCCUGACAGCAUAUGUAUCUGUGAGCAUGAUCUUAACCUUGAUGGUGCCAUACAAUGCCAUCGACACGGAAUCUCCCCUCAUGGAGAUGUUUGUGGCUCAUGGGUUCUAUGCUGCAAAAUUUGUAGUGGCCAUUGGGUCAGUUGCAGGACUGACGGUCAGCUUGCUGGGCUCCCUCUUCCCAAUGCCAAGGGUCAUUUAUGCCAUGGCUGGUGAUGGGCUCCUCUUCAGGUUCCUGGCCCACGUGAGCUCCUACACGGAGACGCCGGUGGUGGCCUGCAUUGUGUCAGGGUUCCUGGCAGCUCUGCUCUCUCUACUAGUCAGCCUGAGAGACCUGAUAGAGAUGAUGUCCAUCGGCACACUUCUUGCCUACACCUUGGUUUCUGUCUGUGUCUUGCUCCUUCGAUACCAACCGGAGAGUGACAUUGAUGGUUUUGUUAAGUUCUUGUCCCAGGAGCACACAAAGAAGAAGGAGGGCGUCCUGGCUGACUGUGAGAAGGAAGUUUGUUCUCCUGUGAGUGAAGGAGAAGAGUUUUCUGGCCCAGCCACCAACACAUGUGGAGCCAAAAACCUACCAUCUCUGGGAGACAACGAGAUGCUCAUAGGCAAAUCAGACAAGUCAACCUACAACGUGAACCAUCCCAACUACGGCACCGUGGACAUGACCACAGGCAUAGAAGCUGAUGAAUCUGAGAACAUUUAUCUCAUCAAGUUAAAGAAGCUGAUUGGGCCCCGUUACUAUACCAUGAGGAUCCGGCUGGGCCUUCCAGGCAAAAUGGACCGGCCCACGGCAGCUACGGGGCACACGGUGACCAUCUGCGUGCUCCUGCUCUUCAUCCUCAUGUUCAUCUUCUGCUCCUUCAUCAUCUUUGGUUCCGACUACAUCUCAGAGCAGAGCUGGUGGGCCAUCCUCCUGGUUGUUCUGAUGGUGCUGCUGAUCAGCGCCCUGGUGUUUGUGAUCCUGCAGCAGCCAGAGAACCCCAAAAAGCUGCCCUAUAUGGCCCCCUGCCUCCCCUUCGUGCCUGCCUUUGCCAUGCUGGUGAACAUCUAUCUCAUGCUAAAGCUCUCCACCAUCACAUGGAUCCGGUUUGCAGUCUGGUGCUUUGUGGGUAUGCUCAUUUAUUUUGGGUAUGGCAUCUGGAACAGCACCCUGGAAAUCAGCGCCCGCGAAGAGGCCCUGCACCAGAGCACGUACCAGCGCUACGACGUGGAUGACCCCUUCUCGGUGGAGGAGGGUUUCUCCUACGCCACCGAAGGCGAGAGCCAGGAGAACUGGGGCGGGCCGGCCGAAGACAAAGGCUUCUAUUACCAACAGAUGUCAGAUGCUAAGGCAAACACCCGGACGAGUAGCAAAGCGAAGAGCAAAAGCAAACACAAACAGAACUCGGAGGCCCUGAUUGCAAAUGAUGAGUUAGAUUACUCUCCAGAGUAG